AAAUGGGCAAAAAGCUCAAUAUCCCUCCACAGCUAUACACACCAAACUAUGCUGGAUUAUUUUUUGUGUGUAAUUUAAUGAUAUUUUAUAUGACUUGAUUUAAACCCCUCUCGCACCUAAACCCCGCCCACAUGUGCCGCGUUACCCGGAAAUACGUCACACCAGUGAAGCUAAAGAUGCUUGAACUGCCGUUUGACUUUAACAUUAAGUUGUACUCUGUGGCAAACUUUGGCCACACCUAGAUCCUGUCCCAUUUCCACACACACACAUACUCACAAAAAAUAACACACACACAAAAACCAGGCUUUUUUUUUUUUUUCUGGUGCGUUUGUUUGUGUGACGGCGAGUCCCGGCGGUGUAAGCGGAGAGGGGCCUCACAGAGGGAAUGCAGGACUGCAAUGGAGCACAAUGCAAUACAGUGGUUGGGUGCCCCCUCCUGCCAGCGAGGCAGCUAUGCCUUCUAUAAGUCGGUGAGCAGCAGAGCUCAACCUGAUGGGCCCGUCCAGGUGUGGAAGCUCGGGGAAUUUUACUUCAUCCGAUGUGGACCGCAGGAUCCUGUGUGCAUCGCAGAGGUGACCUUACUGUGGGAGGACCAGACACGGCGCCACUUGCUGGCCAGCACCAGACUCUACUUCCUGCCUGAGGACACGCCGAAGGGUCGGACCACAGAGCACGGAGAGGAUGAGGUUCUGGCGGUGUCCAGAAAGAUGGUUGUGCGGGUGGAGGACCUGGUGCAAUGGGCGUGUGCAGAGCCAACAAGUUGGAGCGGCAGCCUCAAGCCGCUGCCCUGUGGGAUCAACGGCCUCCACAAACCUCUACAGAUUAGCGACGACAAUGGCAACAUCAACGACAGCAUCGAGCAUCCUAAAGACAAAACUGAGAACGACCUGGUGGAUCGACAGUGCAUCAAAGUGCUCAGCUACCCGCAGUACUGCCGCUUUCGCUCCCUGCAGAGACGCAUCCAGGACAGAGCGAGGGGGCCGGGGAUGCAGGACCCCCAUCUGCUGGCCCUGGGAGGCGUAAAGGCUCUGGCCAACAUCCGUCUGAUGUUCUGUAGAGACACCUUUAACCACCCGACGCUGGAGAGCAGCGCUGGCUUCUCCUGGCAGUUCAGCUGUCCGUCUCUCAGUCUUCGAGGGCGUCCUCGCAAGAGGAGAGGCCGAGACGGCAAAGACUCCCCAACCUCCGGCCAAUCAGAGUCUUGGAUCGAGAAGAUGAAGGAGAACGUAAUGGGCAGCGUGGAGGUUGGCUGUGAGGGCAGCUGGCUCCCUCACCCUGAAGAGCAGCUGUUCCUAGAUCAGCUCUUCACCUUCAUGGAAAGCCUCGGCUCACCCAUCCACAAGGUCCCCAACCUCGGCUUUAAGAAAAUCGACCUUUUCCUCAUGUACUCUGUGGUCAAACGACUCGGAGGCUACAAAAAGGUGACAGUGGACCGUCUCUGGAAAAUAGUUUAUAACGAGCUGGGAGGAUGCCCCGGCAGCACCAGUGCUGCUACCUGCACCAGGAGACACUACGAGAGGCUGAUGCUUCCUUAUGAAGAACACCUCAGAGCAGGAGGAGCAGAAUUCAAAAUCCCAGAAACCCCCUUGCCUCCGAAACCCAGAGGGAUAAGAGGAAGGAAACCACAUCAGAGAGGCAGAAAACCAGGACCCAAAGCCAAGGACAAGAAGCUGGCAGCUGCUGCUUCUUCUCGUACUAUCGUGACCCCAAAUGGCACUGUGGUGGUGAAGAGAGGCAGAGGCCGGCCGCCGGGCACACGCAACAAGAGCACGCUGAUCGCUCAGGCGAAGCUGCUUGCUCAGCAGCAGGCUAAAGUCAAAGCAGCAACAGAGCCCCAGCAGCAGUGCCCUGGAGGUCCACCAACUGCCAGCAGCACACACAGGCUCAUUCAGACAGCUAUCCUCCCUGUCAACAUGCCCCUCACCCCUGACCUCUCCCCCAUGUCUGCCCCCUUCCUCCCCUUCCCGCCUAAACCAAAGGAGCUGAAGUCGGACCGAGGGGGGUCUGUGUCUCCUGCACCAGGUAUGCUCCUCUCCACUCUGCCUCGCCAUUUCGUCGGAGGAUCUCUGGGUGGCUUCAGCCCCAUCAAAGGCAUCUGUCCUUUGGAUGUCUUCAGGAACCGCAUAAGCCUCCAGAGAGGCCCGGAGAGCCCGGCCCUGACUCCCCAGGACCCGACCCAGCAUCACCCGACCAUCUACACCCUCCAGACAAAAAGUGGGAGUCCGGAUACGCCUCAUCCCAGCGGGGACCAGCUGCAGCCACAGCCCCACCCGCUCCACCAGCAACACAACCGCUGCUCAGGGUGUAACGUCGACGAGGCAGCUCAGAGAGGAGGCAGUCGGGAUGCAAGGAACCGGCCUCCUCUGCCCCCUCUCCGGGUCCUGCCUUUGAACCUGGACUGCAGCGUUCAGGUGUGCCAGCUGAUGAGGACUCGCUUAGGCUCAUCUCAGUUCCAGACCUUCACCCGCCGGCUGUCUGAGGCUCUGUCCCAGGACCUGAGCACCAAGCCCCCCUGCUCCCCCAUCACCCCUCCCCCGGAGCAGGCGCUGCCCCUCAACCUCAGCAAACGCUUCACCGUCAAGAGACCCAGCACAGAUGGACCGGAGUCUAGUAUGGCAACGAUCAACGGGAGCACAGAUCAAUCGCCAUCCAAGAGACCCAGACCCAGCUGCACGGAGCAGGCCGAGGACUUCAGCCUAGGAGGCCGGUCCAGCUCUGGAGGAAGUGGAGGAGGAGGAGAGCAGGAUAUGGAGAUGAAGAACCAGGAGGAACCCGCAGACCUGAGCUCGCCCAGCAGGAUUAGGGCCUUCCUGCUCGGGCUGCCACCUUUCCAGGUGAAGUUCGAAGAGGAUCUUAACGGGACAAGAUUUGGGAAAUUUCUGCCACCAGGAUCUAUGGCUGAAACCCAGAGGAAAGAGACAGAGAUAGGCGAAGCAGGAGUGGUAGUCAAGAGAGAAGUAAAGAAGGAGGAAGGGGUGGUUGAAAUAGAGCGAUGUGAAACUGAAAAAAGCAACACGCUACAGAAGUCAGAGCAGGAGGAGAAAGAUCCCAGCCCCCUCUCUGGUCCUGGUCCAGCAGAGCUUAAGAUAGCUGGUCACUCAAACACUGACACACACUGUUUUUAGCAUUAUUCCCUCUAUUGAUAUUAGCAUUUUGUGAUCAGAAAACUGUUGGGGAUUGGUCAGUUUUGGAAUGUGGAAAGUUGUAUCCACCGUGGGGCUUGGUGUUGGUUUUGGACACCGGAUGCUUCGGUGGUUGAUCCGGCUCAGGUUAAAGCCUGAAUACACGGAGCAGGGAUGUGUCUUUGCCUCAUAUUUGAGAACAUUUGAACUCAUAGCUUUUUGUUUCCCAUCUUUGUCUCUGUGUUGUUAUUUCCUGUUUUUUUUUCAGUUUUUUCGAUCACGUUGUUGAUUGAACUUGUCAGAGGAAUGACGACACUGAGAUUCAUGACAAUCACGAAUCAGUUUCUCUUCCUUUCUCUGUUUAUUUGUCUCUUUACGGUAAAAAAACCCAGAGGAGUGAGACUGUGACUCUUAGACAAACACUGCCAUAACCCUCCAUAACACUAUUAACUCCAUUAUUCAAUGUUACAGUGAAAUAUUGAAUAAGAUCCAUCUUACUGAAAAUAAAAACCAACUCUUAUCUAUGGGUGAUGCUAUGCAUCAAGACUUCAUAAAUCAGCAUCUAGAGUGUACUGUAGUAUGGUAGUUUCAUUUUUAAAUUGUACUCUACUUCUGUAGAGAGAUAGUUAUUUUCUGAUAAAGUGUCUAGAUGUUAUCUGGAGCUCCUCAGUCUUCACAUUAUAGCUCGUUUAGUGAAGCCUUUCUAUAGUCCUGCUCGUUAGCUGAAAUUAUAUAAACGUUUCUUACACAUAUGUGCCUUAUAUGGCCUGCGAUCUGUUUCGUCGCCGGCUUCAAAUACAUUCAGUUAAAGAGAUACCUUGAUGUUGGACCUGUUUAGUUUUCCCUCACUCGUCAGUACAGCUGGCCAUCUUUAAAAUACUAUUGUGGAUAACCGAGUUACUUUGAAAAAUAUAUACUACAAAACUUCCAACAAAAAGAAGCCAAAGUCCUUAAAUUUAAAAUAUUGUCUUAAUAGUAGAAGUACAAGAGCUUGUCUGAAUAAAACACUGUUUAAAAGCUGGUAAAAAAUAAAAAGUAGGUUUAAAUUCAAGAAGGGUAAAAAUCUGACCAGCCAUUUGAUGCCAGCUCUUGGUAGGGAUGGGAAUUGAUAAGAUUCUAUUGAUACUAAUGCCGUUAUCGAUUCUGCUUAUUGAUCCAAUUCUUAAUUGAUUCUCUUAUUGAUCACUGAUGUAUUCAGUUUUCAUUACGUUUUUCUUAGUGAAAAAAGAAAACCUAGGAAACACCAUGACUCCUUUUUGCAAGUGUCCAGCAGCAUGGACGCAUGAUGUUUGAUGUCACUGUUUUGCAAUGUGCAGGAAACAUAAGCUCAAUUCUGGCACAAAAUUCUGAUGGAUCAGACAAUUUUUAAGUUGUAUCACAAUUCCCAUUCUUGUGCGUUUCACUUAUCUUGAGAAACAUAAACUACAAAAUCAUCAACAAAAGAAACCAAAGUCCCCAAAUUGUAAUGUCUUAAUACUAAACGCUCUGCAAGAGCAUGUCUUUUUUUUAUAGGUAUAAUCAAGUAGUAUUCAAUUCUGCCAAGACAUUGGAUGCCAGUUCUCAGUACUAAAAAAGUGUUAAAGGUUCGAUACUGUUCUCGGACACGCUACCACUGUCCAGGUUGUUCAACCAAUAAGAAAUCACCACUGAAGGAAGAAUUGCGCGGGGAGAUGAAACAUAAAUAUGUAGCCCAAACAUUCAGACUACCUCAGGUUUUUUUUCUUGUAAAGUUUCCACCUGCUUUAUCUGUUUCAGGGGGGGUGGAGCUUAUCCCAUCAUGCAUUUGUGUAGAUGACAGGGUUGGAUGCUGGUCCAUAAACACAGAUGACUUAGAUAUGCAGUGCAUAUUAAAGAAUAAUUCUGGUGCCAUUCUAGAUUUUACUUAUUGUCUUCCAAUCCCAUGAAUGGAUUGGUUUGGCUCUUUUCAUUGAGGAGAAUCAGAAAAAUGUAGACUAUUACCAGAAUUAUCCUUCAACCUGCAGCCCGUAUCUUGAAACAUCAAAUUUGCACAAACCCCUUAAAAAUAAAACUAAAAAUAGUGCUUUCCAUAUAUACAUUCAGAUAUUUGAGAUUUUUUGUGAUUGGAUAAAAAAUAGGAUUGUGGACUUGAACAUUAGACCGAUUGGACUCAUAAAGGCGGUGAUGGUUAACCUUUCAACUUGUUCUAUUAUUUCUUUUUCAUGAAAAGUGACAUUUUUAGAAAAACACUUAAUCAGCUACCUGGCUAUGAAUUUGAUGAGAAGAUUGAUAUUACUUUCUAUGAAGCUACACUUAGCAGCCACUUUGAUUAGCAAAGCUAGCCAGUUAAAAAUGUCUACCUCCAAACACAUCUAAAACUCAAUGAUUAUCAGUUGUUUGUUUAAUCUUUACAGAAAAUGAAGUGUAAACUAGAACAAGUUGCGCUUUUGGGGUAAUAUAGCAGACUAUUUUUUUGCUGUAACCAGUGACUUCCUGUAGUCAAACACAUAGCCCCCUGUAAACUCAUGCUACUUACGCACAACAGUUUGUAUGAUAUCUUAUGAAAUAUGUCCUUUCUAUUCAACACUGUGAAACAUGCGCAAUUUUAAACCUGGUUAAUGUUUUAAAACAGAAAUACUUGGUUAGGUUUAGAGAAAAGAUCAUGGUUUGGGUUAACGUAAGUUAGUUAUGCACAGAACUGAACUUACAAGUAAAGUUAUAUAAGUAAAUUCAAAUAAAUGAAUGUUGACUUUUGGUCAAUGUUUUGACAUAGAGAUGAUUAUGAUAAAGCAUGACAUAGAUUGUAACAUUAUGCCUAUGUAUGCCCUGAAAACAGCUUGAAUUAGCUACUUUUGGAUGGAGCCUGUUUCCUUCUGUUUUCUGUCUUUGUGCUGAGCUAAGCUUAUUUCAUAUUUAGUGUGCAGACAUGAGAGUGGUAUCAAUCUUCUUCUCUAUAUCUCAGCAUGAAAGCAAAUAAAUGUAUUUCCCAAAAUGAUAAUAAUGCUUUUGGAAUAUGGCCAAGCUGUACAGAUGGCAUUUCUACCUGGCUGAGAUCUGAUUAUAUUCUGACUGUUAUAAGUGCUGCUGCAUUUAAAUAUUUUUUUCCUGAUGAUAUUCAGACACAGAUCGUAUGUUAAUGCCGGGUGAAAAUGAGAAAAUUGAACCUGCAGCAUUCACCAAAGAACGUGUUGCGGUUUUCUUUAAACCAAUCCACUGCUCCUACUGGCUUCUUCCUCUUGUUCAUCUUAAGUGCCAACACAAAACAGCGACUCCAUAUUGUGACAAAAACCUUGUAUAGUUGGAAAAAAGAAAAUUAAAAUGUCAAGGUAUCCCUUUAAUCACAGCCUUCUCCUUCGACUCGUCUUGGUUUAUUUCAGAUUUGCACACCUACUGUACCCACGUGCUUAAUUUGUUUUUCCAUAUUUAUAUUUGCCAUGUUUAAUUUUUUUCUUCUGCCAAUGUUUUGUUAUUUUAGUAGUGGAAUCAACUACGACACCGAAAUUAAGUGGUGCUGUUUGUUCUUAGUUAUGUAACCAUAUUGUUGUUUAUUUUUUUUAUUGAUAAAGCUGCAAAUUCUUUUCAUCUCAGCAAGUUAUUAAGUCUUGACUUCAGUCUCAAACAGCUUUUUGUCUACUUUUAAAACAAGUUUAAAAUGUCUCACAGCAGAUUUAUGUGUCCAGGGAGGUUUAGGAAAAUAUUUUAAAGAACUAAAUUAAAAAAGAUAACGGGACUUGUUAUGAAAAUAUUUGCAGUUUUUUCUGAUUUAUUUGACUGUUGGCUUUGUUUGAGACAGAUAUGAAUUGUUUGUGAAUGAAUGCAUGAGUAGAGAAAUGUAUACUCAGUAGAUCAUAGCUGGGCAGAUGCACCAAAGCACAUGUAACCCCACAACAAAUCACCAGACCUCCAUAACCUUUCUAUAACAUUUAUCAUCAUGUUGAAGUCAGAGUUCUCGUUAGCAGUUCAGGAUAUUGUAAGUCAUUAUUUUAUGACUCUUACAAGAGGAAGAUGAGAUGCUUUUUGUGAUUAUUUCUUGAAAACAAUCAUCAAUGCAGUAAGAUUUUAUGUAUCUCACAACAAGUCUGAUAAUCUUACAACAUGAUUAAUGUAUAUUUUGUGUCUUGUUCUGCUUUAUCUUAUCUGUAAACCUUUAUUUAUUAGGGCGAGGUGAUUCUGAGUCUGUUGUGCAGUGAUGCCCUGCGUCACACUCGAGCAGUAAAGGCCUUGGUAUGCUUUAAAGGAAACAGUUGGUAUGACUGCGGCUAAAGAUAAAAGUGUUUUAGCUGUUCUGAAUGGCUACACUCGAUGGAGAGGUGAAAAGUCACUUGGCAGCUGUAAUAUACCAACAGCAUUUAACCCCCCCACACACACGUGACUCAUAACUUCUAAUCGUUAAUGCUCGAUGACGUCCUUUUUUGUACAUAAAAAAAUGACCGGUGUCAAGAGCUUGAGUGCAGACUCCACUGACCAAUCACUGAACAAAUUGGGCCCAGUUGCUGUGUUUUUCAGCCGUUCUGCUGUAAGAAACAGGGUUUUUUUCCCCACCAUCUUAAUAGAUCGGCAACCCCACAAUAACGGUUUCCUUCCACACACUGCUCUCCUGAAAAUGGCUUUUUAAAUGCAACCCCACAAAAUGUCCUAGCUGGCUAAUUAGCUUCUUCUUGGCCUUUGAUGCAACACUGGCCUGGGAAGUUAGUCAGACAUGCUAAAUAUGUAGCUCACAACAAGCACAGAAUUAAAUCCACUACUUACAAUGAUGUUACAAGAUUUUCAACUCUUAUAUUAUUAUACUCUAUGUAUAACUCUUACGGUUUGUGGACACCAGCUACAAACGGAAUUUUGCCUUGCGUUACUGCGUAACAACAUUGGUGGAAAUGACCAGUUUUUCUGCUUUGUACUUAUUGUAGUUCCAAAUACGUUGGAAGACUAAAUGCUGUUUUGGGCACACAGCUUUCUCCAGGAACUGUUGGAACGACACGUCAUUACCAGAGCAGUAUGAAGCUAAACUAAGUAGAUUUUGCUCUGAUUUAAUUGCAAUAAACAGAUCAAAAUUAUGCUGAAAUAUCUCCAUCAUAAUGCAGAUGAGUAAAAAGAAUUCAUGCUUUCCCAGGUCUUUCCACAAGACGACAAGCAAACUACUUUAAAUAUCUUGUUUUCUGGAUGGAAUUCGGAUAAAUCUGGGCUCAUAUUUAGUGCGAUAUCAUACAAAGCCAGCUGAAAACAUUUUUGACUCCAUUUCAACAAUUCAUUGCGUCUCCACCUCCUCAACAUAGCGCCAAGCUUUUCACCCUUCGAGUGCGACACUUUUGCCUUCAGUCGACACUUUGUGCAAACUAGUUCAUUUCAAGUAUCACACUCACACACUGGCAGAUUCCCAGUCAAACCACAGCUCCACUGGACCAAUUUUGUCUCAGUCUGACUCUUCUGAACAUUAUGUUGCCUUAGUUAGUUUUAUUAUUUUCCUGCAUGCUCAUGUUUAUGUUUAUAACAACAUGCCGCCAACGCCUGGUGUGUCAUUCACUUUUGGAGAGUGGAGAUAUUCUAGUUUAGAGUUAAACCAGUAUGAGAGACAUAGUUUUUCUUUUUAUUUGGUUAUUUAAGCUUUAGUUUGUAAAAGUUUCUUUAGCUAUAAUUUCUUUUCUUUUCUCCUUUGAUAAUGUUAAAGAUUUAAGUGUUUACAUUUUGUUAUGCAUGUUCAAACAGAUUUGUUAUAUCCAGUGUUUUGCACACUACUUCAGCAUUAGUCUUGAACGGCACUGCUCAUUUAUGUAAAGUACUUAAAAAUUAAGUGCCUGAUGCUUAAAAAUUGGAGAUGAUAUUUGUAAGCAAAGUUACAUUUGCUCAUUAGCCUUCAUGCCAUUGACUUGAACAACGGCUCCUGUUGUCGUGUGAUGUUUUAUUGAUCCUGUGUUUCAAAGCACGACGGAGGAUAAUCUCAGCAGGACAGCAGGACGCUUGCUCUGCUCCGCGGCGUCUGUCGGAGCAAACUGGACCUACAGGACUCGACACCUAGUGGCCAUCAGAGCGCUCAGUGAUGUGAACCAUCUGGUGAGCAACAUUCAUGAAGAUAAAUGAUCAAAUUAAAGGUGCUACAUGUGACAUUUUAACAUCUGUGCAGAAAGGGGGCGCUGUCCUCAACAAACAAGCAGUAGAAAACAAACAGAAGAAGAGUAACUUUGUAGCACUUUGUGGUAAAACUAUACUGUGAAAUGUAUGGGCUGCAACAAAGAACUAUUUUCAUUAUCAAGUGAAUGUGCUAAUCAUUUUUCAUGGUUGAACCAUUAAUUGUUUAGUCCAUAAAUGUUGAUCUUUUCUUGAAACUUCUUAUUUUUCUGACCAGCAGUCUAAAGAUGAGUUUGAUAUCCUAUAGAAAAAAAGAAAUUAAAUAGAUUUCUGCACUCCAAAACCAUACAUUUGACAUUUUUGUGUAAAAAUGACUUGAAAUGGAAUUAAAAUAUAUUAUGUUUUUAGUCUACAAAACAUAAUAUUAUAAUGAAAUGGGAAAUGUAGUCUGAAUUUGGAGAGCCACCAGCAGUUAAAGUGCUUUUCCAUUGUAUAAAAUUGAUAAUGCUGAUGUUAAAAAUGCUGCAUGUGGCACCUUUUUUUUUUAUAAAGUGUUGGAUGUUAAGUACCAAUGAAUGUUUCAGUCACAUCUUCCUGUGAUCUCAUUUUUAUCACUUGACACCAUUUCCUCUCAUGUUUUGUUAUUUUUUUCCACCUUGAAACAAAAGAUCAACUUUAAAAACAGAAAUCGGUCACAUCUUUUCUUAACAAACUGUGUUGAACUUGUGAAGAGAACGGACGCUUUCUGUUAUAAUCACAGUCACCUGCUCAUGUGCACCGAAAAUAUCUGCCGUUGGACUUGACCUUUUGAUUGAGGCUCUGUGUUCUUGCAUAUGUUUGAUAUGAUGAUUGCAGAUCUGCAGCACAAACUCCAGUUCCAUUUUUUAGUUUCUAUAAACGGUAAACGGCUGGCAGUGUCAGGUACCAUUCCAUUUUAACACUGUAUAUUUAUAAUAAAAGUAAUCUGUUAAUAAAA
This is a messenger RNA of Centropristis striata (black sea bass), 10116 nucleotides long. RefSeq lists its product as uncharacterized. Bases 399 to 3125 code for a protein of 908 amino acids. The transcript is spliced from 12 exons. Gene Ontology annotation, molecular function: transcription cis-regulatory region binding. Gene Ontology annotation, biological process: regulation of transcription by RNA polymerase II. NCBI's taxonomy places the organism in Eukaryota, Metazoa, Chordata, Actinopteri, Perciformes, Serranidae. Gene Ontology annotation, cellular component: nucleus. The record is from RefSeq and is a predicted model, not a curated record.